AUUAAAUUUUUUUCGGUCUGUUUUUUGACUGGCACAAUAUGAAACUUGUCAAAGUCAUCAAGCUUGUUUGGGGCUAAAGUGUUGAAAAGUUUCACGACAACAAUGAACGUUAAUUAACGUUAAGAACAAAUUGCAUUAACCUGUUCAGUGCCUAAAUAGUCGUCACCAUGAUUUGAGCAUAAACGGUGCAUCAGUGAGCGGAAUUUACGUUGUUGAAUGUAUUGAUUCAGGUCCAGGUUAUGUUUCCAACUUUCAUAAGCAUACUAGAUAUUCAGUCGUGGUGGGAGGUUCCCAGCAUUGCCCAUUUCUGUUCCCUCUUCAGAACUGCCUUUAAUCUACUAGACUUUGAUAUCGAGGACUUGGAAGAAGCCCUACUGACUGACGGCACUGAGGAGACGUCGUGGCUGCAAGAGUUGAUCGUGCGUCUUCUCAGUGGAUGCCUUCCCAACAAUGAAAUCUCCACAUUCAACUACCAGAUGUUCUUGAGACGACUGUUCAGGCAAAAAUGUCAGGAGCACGACCGAUAUAACCCGUUUAAUACAGACUGUGACUUCACUUUGUUGCCACUGCGGACCAAAGUCGAUAUUUUGCACGCUCUAUGCGACUUCCGUUUGGACGCUGAAGACGUUCUAGACCAGCUGAAGAACCUUGAGGCAGACAGUUUGAGGGUGGAACCGCUGGGGUUCGACAAGAACGAGUCGGCCUAUUGGUACUUUUACGGCACCCGGCUCUACCGAGAAGACUUUGAGAGGAAGAACAACAAGAAGAAGGCCGUUUGGCAGGUGAUUUGCUUCACGGAAGACGACUGGUUCCAGCUAACGAAGAAGUUUAAGAGCUCGGGGACGAAGAACGAGCGCUUGCUGCACCACACUCUAAGCAAGAACUUCCUGCCGGAAUUGCCCAGACUGUUUAAGGAAAAGGAGCGGCAAGCCCGGCGCCGUUUGCUAGAAAACCAGCCCAGGCGCACGUCCGAUCGAAUAAGGAAAUUGGAUGCUGACGUGGUUGACAAGGAAGGUUCGUCCGAACAGCUCGCUUUGCAGAAAGACCAGCAGCAGAAGAAGAAGGAGCAGGACGAGCGAAGGCGAGACUCGUACGAAAAUCGCUCCAAACUGAAAGAGUGCACUGAAGAAGGCGAUUCGGAUCGCGAAACGGAAAUAAGGAAUGAGAUGGCAUCGAAGAAAAAGGUCAAAACUAGGCAGCGACAGCCCUCAACUGACUCCGAAACCACCAAAGAUGCAGCACCAAAGCGCAAGAAAUCGAGACUAUGCGAUAAAAACGAGGAUCCACCCCCUGUCAAACUGGUGGGGCGCCAGACCAACAAUUCCCUCUCCGCAUUGGACGGCCAAAUCGUCAUCCAGCAAGCUGCGCCGCCUGCUUCGUCCAGCAAAAAGAAGCUAAAACCCUCACAAGUGUUUCAGCAAACCGAUGAAGAUCUUCUAGUCGGCAUGCACAAGAUCCUGGACUAUGUGAAGAACCACGAAGAUGCCUGGCCCUUUGUGGACCCGGUGGAAGAAGAGUACGCCCCAAAUUACUACUCAAUAAUUCGCAGGCCCAUGGACUUGACUAAAAUGGAAGAGCGCUUAGACCAAGGCUACUACAAGGGUUACGAUAAAUUCAAGGGCGACUUCCAGUUGAUCGUCAACAACUGCAGGCUCUACAAUGGGGCAGAGAAUGAGUACACCCUGAUGGUGGACAACCUGGUGACGGUGUUUGAUAAAGCUACCGAAAGGUUCCUGGAUCAAAUCUCCUCGUCCGACGAGGAAGUCGCAGUGGAAAACCUCGAGUGCGAAGACGGGCUUGAGGACAACAGGAGCGUGAAGUCCCUGAAGAAGAAGAAGCGGUCAGAAUCGCCUCCGCGAACAUCCAGCAGAACCAUCAAGCCGGGUCUGACCGCGCAAGGGAAAAAGCGGGAAAGGGCGUCUUCCCAUGAAAGCGCGCAGGAUGAACAAUCGGAGCCGAAAACAAAGAAAAACAAGAAGCAAGAGAAGCCACUGAAAGCGGACCACAGGAAAAACGACAAAGUGUCUAAAAAGCCGGAUAAAGGGUCGAGGAAGCCGGACAAGCAGGCAAAGAAGCCGGAAAAGCAGGCCGAUGCUGCGGAUGACCGCCAGACGAAGCAGGCCAAGGGGUCCAAGUCCAAGAAAGAAAACAGGCCAAAAAGCAAGGACAAAAAGGCGAAAAAGCGAAGUCAUAAAAAGAAGAAGUCGGGCUCGAUGCGGCCGAGCAGCUGCAGCAAAAGCUCCACGCCCAGCAUCAGGAGCGCCAUGAGCAGCCCGCCGCCUUCAAGCCCCGAAGACAGUCAACCGAUGGACGAUUCUAAACUUGCACAUUCCACAGAGGACCAGUCGAAAAACGCGGUAAAGUUCAAAAAGGCCACAUUUCCAUGGGAAUUGACGUACUUUCCGGAAGACCCGCCGCCUGCUGGAAGUCCCGCAGCAAAAGACGAGGACGUCGAGGACACGGCGCCUUCGUCGCCGCAGGGAUUUUCCUUCAAACCUGCCAAAGAUAAGCACAACAAGCUGCGCGAAACCAUCGAAAAGUUGAAAGCCAAUAGUGAGAUCAACAGGCUGCAAAGCCCCGUGUGCGAGUUCGAGGCGGACGAUCAAUUGAAGGAGAACAAGGACAAAAACAAGAAGAGCGAGGAGAGCAGCCCCAAGGCGCACAAAGAGAAGCCCAAGGCGAAGCGAAACAACCACCACCACCACCAGGAGCAGGAUGGCGGAAAAUCUGCCCACCAGCCGGACGUGAAAAGACCGGCAAAAAAAAGCCAACCGAGAGUGCCGGAAGUGUCACAAGCGGCGUCCAAACAGUCCAACCUUGAGGCCCUCAGCCUGGCCACCGAGCAAACUUUAAAGGACAUCAACAAGUGGCUGGACGACACCCCGAAGUUUGACGACUUCAGCUCGGCUAGCAACUCGCCUUCGUAUAUGACGCUUGAGGAGUUUGAUUUGCUUGGAGCGCCGCGGCCCAUGGAUAUCAAAAAGGUUGAGAAAGUUGCGAUGCCAGCCAUGACGAACCCAGCGGCUGCGCCGCCUAUCAAGCGGGACGGAGCUGCAGGGUCCGCAGCAAAAGAGGGCAAGAAGAAACCGUUCCGGGACCCGUCAAAGUUCUUCGGCAAGCGACGGGAAAUUCAGCGAACCAUCGACAGACUACAGCCAGGCAAGAGCAAGGGAAAUUUGAUCACGAACGUGCAAGGCGCUUCAAAGUCGGACGAAAUCUUCCCGUUGGGCGCGCUCAACAAGAUAAAGGAUGCGAAAAACUCGCUGAUCGUGAAAACGGACACCAAUGCGCCGAAACUCAGCCUGGGGUCGGUACUGGACAGUUUCGGGAAGCACAAGUUCGUGGUGGACGACCAGAAGAAGGACGAGGAGGAGAGCAGGGCGGCCACUGCACCGGCGGACACAGUAAAAGAGGAGGACAAAGCCAAGACGGGCCUGGAGGCGGAAGCCACCAAAGAAGAGACAAAAGAGCUGAAAGCCGAAGGCGAAGUCAAGGUUGAAAAGGAAGUUGCCGAUGCCAAGCCGUCUGUAGAGCCGAAUGCUGGCGGCCCCACUCCCAAUUUAAGUGCCUGGUUUAAAGCGUUCGGAACCCCUAAGGCGCCGCCCCCUCAAAAGAAGCCCGACAAAGCCGACAAGGCCGAGGAGGCACAGCCUGUCGGCGCCAAGUCCGAAAGAGUGCCGCCAGCAGACCCGUCGCCCAGCCUGGAAGGCCCUCAGCCUGUGGCAAGGGUGCGCCGCAUCUCCACCGGGAGCAGCGUGUCGGAACGGUCGUCGUUCAGCCAGGAUUUGGACUCGCCCAGAGUGGGCGUAGACGAAAGGGGCGCAUAUCUCGUCCCAUAUCCGUCUCCUCUCUAUCGGUCGCCCAGCACCGGCGCUUCGCCAGUGACGGCGUCCCCGCGACCGGACAUCUCGCCGCGUUCUCCCUAUCCGUUCAACGGCGGCCAGAUUCGCGUUGGCUUCUACCAGGAUACUGCAGCUUCCAGCAAAUCCAGCCCGGACAAGUCUUGCAGCCCGCGCGAAAACCCCCCCAACAGCCCCUUCUAUCAACCAGGGUCCGAGCACGUUUAUGCCCCCAACACGACCCAAAGCAGCUACAGCGGCUCGUAUACUGCCACCAACCCCUACUACACCCACCCGCCGAGUUACAGCAGCACCAACCCGACGCCGCCUUAUAACAUGGAUAGUUCCAGUAACGCCUACUAUGAUACGAAAAUUGCGGAUCACUACCAGGCGAAGCCGUCGCAAAACUACACGGCGAACUCGCCGGCGAGCAGUCAAAACUCGCCCGCCGCCCAGCCGAUGCUAUCGCCGCACUCGCCCAUGGUCCAUCUGCCGCAGGCGUCGCCCAGCAUCCACUCGCCCAACGUGCAGUCGCCCAGCAUGCACUCGCAUUCACCGCAGAUGCCCAGCCCUGCCCAGUCGUUGCACUCGCCCGGAAUGAGUGUGGUUUCGCCACAGGUGGUGAGUUCGCCCGGGGUCCAGCACUCGCCCAGCAUGAGCGUCCACUCGCCCUUAAACCCGGUAAAUAUGGAGAGUUUCCACUCGCAACCCGACGAAACCUCCAACUGCCAAGUGGCAGACCACAAAGACUCGAUUAGCAACGUUCAACAGCACCAGGUGUUUCCGGUGAAAAAACGAGCCUUUCUGGACUCCGAGUUGUCGUCGCAGUUCGUCGCCCUGCAGGAUGAAAUGGCCAAUCGCGGGCUGCAGCAGAUGUCCUCCGAGCAGAUGCACUUGCAGCUGCAACAGCAGGAGCAGUACCAGAAGCAGCAGAUGCAGGAGGCCCAGAAGCACCACAUGCAGGAGAUCCAAGUCGCCCAGGAGCACAUUAGGCAACAGGCGCAGCUGCAGCAGCAGAAAAAUCAAUUCAUCAUGCAGCAGCAGCAGCAGAAAAACCAGCAGGCUCUACAGGAGCAGCAAAAGGCGCAACAGCAGCAACAGCAACACCAGCAGCAGUUGCUGCAAGAGCAGAAGACCCAGCAGCUGUUGCAGGAGCAGAAGCAGCAACAGCAGCUGCUGCAGCAGCAGCAGCAGAAGAACAUCCAGCUGCUGCAGCAUCAAGCGAUGGCGGUCUUCGGCAAGGUGGCCUCCAGCGACCAGUCGCUGCGCACUCCUUCGCCGCAAAGUUUGUCCCAUCAGGGCUCCGCUCAGCAGCUUCCCGGGCAUAGCGAACCGUCUGCAGCCAUCAGAAGCAUGUCUUAUCCAACAUCGACUUCGACGACCAGCAGCCAUCCAUACGGCGCAAGCUUCAGCGGCCGGGACGGCUAUGCGCUGAAUGUGGCCAAUAGCCGAGCGAUGCAGCCGCCUCAUCAGCCGAAGCAGGACAUGUCCAAAUUCACCAAUAUGGGUUACUCCGGCCCAGAUGUGAAUUUUUCCCGGAGCCUACAACAGCAGUAUGCGCGGCCGGAACUUAGCUACACACGCACAACUGUGCAGUCGCCCAUUUCGCAGGCCUCUCAGCUACUAAAUUCGCAGUCGCUGAUCGCCAGUCAACCGUCAGCGUCGAGCGUCACCUCGUUGCCCGGCUACCAGAAGCCGCUGCCCAAUCAGCAGCAAGCGCACAGUGCCACCUACCAAUCAGGACGAGCUGUAGACUCGGUGGCUGAACGAUUGGCUGCACAGGUGCAACAGGACGUCUCCGGGUACAAGCAGGAGGCGCGCAACUCCUACAACUCGGCUCCUCUGGAUCUGGAGCAGGCGCUCGGGUUGAGCCGCAACUUAUCCAACAUGGUCGACCGCUACAGCAAUGAGCAGCGCAUGAUGGCCAGCUUGCAGUCCGCCCCUGGAUCUUACUAUAACGAUAAAGCCUUGAGCACCUCGCACAUGUUCAACAAGCAGAUCUUCAGUCAGAGCAACAUGGCAGCGAUGAGCUACAGCCACCAGCAGCAGCAGCAGCAGCAACAACAGACGCUGCAACAGCAGUCGCUUUAUGGGCGGCAGCUGAACGCCGAGCUGCAACCGCACGACUUGAAGCCUUCUAUGCCUGCAGCCCCGCCGGCCCCGCAGGAGAAGAAGCAGCGGAAGAAAAAAGGGUCGUCCAAAGGUUCUUCGACAGACAGUAGCGCUUCCUCACUGCCAGCGGCCGGUGCGUCUUCACAAAGUGGCGCGGGCGGAGCACCGUCACAUGGAUUCCAGUCCUAUGCGGGGCUGAAAACGGCGCCAGUCCCGACUGGCGCGCCCCUGGACCCGGCCAGUAUCGCCUUAAAAAGUGCAAGUGUGCCGGGAAGUGCGUUCAAUUUCGGUACGGGCGGUCUGGGCAUGGGUUCCGGCCUGCCGGAAUCCUAUCCGAACGUGGGCCUGCUGGACGAGUUCAGAGGCAGUGCGAACUACCUAAUGUGCGGCACCAACGCCAAGCCGGGACAGACCGGCCAGAGUUACCCGCCCUUCUUGAACCCGGCCGCCCACCAGGGUCGGGGCGCCGCCUACCCGCUCGGCGGCCCCUUCAUGGAUACCAGCUCGCAGCUGUAUCAGCACUACCUGCAGGCCGGCGUGUUGAACCAGGGGCUGUUGGGUGCGACUAGCGGGUACCCGCCAGGCUACCAUGCGGCUGCCCUCGCCAUGCGACAGCCCUACGAUUCCAUGUCGCGCCACUCUUGGCUGUAGUACGUCGACUUGGACGACAUCAGGAGAAUGAUCAAGUAAGCACGAUUUGGCGCCUAUUUACUUGGCCAGAAGCUGGAUGUGUUGGGCGAGCCAAUCGAUUGAUUGGAUGUGCAAUUAUGUUCGAUUUAAGGGCUCAAAAGGGCGGUAUUUAACGCAAAGAUUUUGGGUUCUUGUUGAUGUUUGUCUCAGGUUAACCGGCCGAUUCAGUGCAAGAGUUCGCAGUUUCUUUAUUACUUUGUUAGACUAUUUGGCAUCGAUUUUUGUUACUUGACGCCGUUUUGCUUUGGUUUAGUUUCCACAUGCUAGUUGUUUGUCAAUCCAAAUCGGAAUAGAGCACCAAUGGAGUUAGGAAAAUCAAAAAAUUCUAUCAAAACAACGCGUUAAUUGUAGGUAUACAGUUUACCAAAGACGACACAAUGAUGGUUAUAAUUGAGGUAAUCGAUUUUUGUUUUUAUGUACAUAUGUUUUAGAUCGUAAGCGACUUUAUUUCAGUUUCGUGUAUGCAUAGCGUUUUGAACGGCAAACAUAAAUAUCACCCAACUUCAGUUGCGGUUAGUUAAAUGUUUAUAGAAUUGUUCAGUUUAUCAAGCACGCGUAUAGGGAGAGGAGUUCUUUUGUUUGAGGUGAAUUGUUAAUUGUGUAAAUUCCCGCCAGCUAUUGUUUGAAUGAGUAAUUUUCGAAAUCUUCCAAAACUCUGGGCUACCAAGGCGUUAAAAAUCUCGCGACUGAGUUUCCAGACGUUAACACGUUACAUGAAGAAGCGGCUGUAUUCACUCAAUACCCUGUAUAUUUUUAGACCCUUUACAUUAGAUAAGGAAAGAUAUCAUGCGGAUAGGACGGACCAUGUUUUCGGCACAUCAGAUCGGUAUAUAUGUUAUAAAUGUCUCGAAUUUAAGCAUAAUAAUAAUAGUAACAUUAAUAAUAACGCGAAUGUCUUUGGGGCACUUCCAUGCUUGUCUUGUUGACUAGAUUAAAGAAAAUAUAUCUCGGCUAGGGAGUAAAGUAGGCAAGAAAGAAAAUUUUACAUUAUAUGUAAAUAAUAAAUAAAUUUUAUUAUUGUAUA
This is a messenger RNA of Dendroctonus ponderosae (mountain pine beetle), 7665 nucleotides long. It is a transcript of the gene dikar, whose product is annotated as bromodomain-containing protein 4A. The record is from RefSeq and is a predicted model, not a curated record. NCBI's taxonomy places the organism in Eukaryota, Metazoa, Arthropoda, Insecta, Coleoptera, Curculionidae. Gene Ontology annotation, molecular function: protein binding. The transcript has 29 exons. Bases 240 to 6602 code for a protein of 2120 amino acids. Gene Ontology annotation, biological process: chromatin remodeling. Gene Ontology annotation, cellular component: CERF complex.